AGAUUAUUCACGAUAAUGACGACGACGAGACAUUUUAUGAUCGUUUUAUUGUUGAUCGAUGUUUCUUAUGCGUUCAACAAAUGCUGCCCCUCCGGUGGAGUUUUCACGUCGAAUUUGCAAGUGGUGAAUUGUUUUCCAACACCUUCCGAUGCCACCGAACUUUCCUUCGUCGAUUUCAACGAGGAUAAUGGAUAUCCUAUUAUUUGCGACCAACCCGAGUACAUCACCACGACGCCGCUCAAUCAAUUCAACUUUACGAAUUUCGUACAGAAGCCGUUCUGUAUCGAAAUUCUGCACGAACAAUCCACACCUCUGAACGUACCGAUACUCGUGCACUGUGAAUCGAACGAGGACAGAAACAAGAUGGGGCAACUUUCUUCCGAAUUCUUGCCAAAACCGCGAUUCUUAAAUAUUACUAGAUGCUGCUCGAACAACCAGGUUUUUAACUUAACCAGAGGGACCUGCGAAUCGUCUAUGAACGAAGAUGAUUUUUUAACGUUAUUCCCGAAAGACGAGCUGCGCUCUCGGAAUAUAGACAUAGUCUCGAUCGGUAAACGGUUGCUUAAAUGCCCAACCUCGACCGCUAUGUUUACUUAUGAAAUCGAUGCAGCGGACGUCACCAUCCUCGAUGAAUCUUUAAAGGUGAACGUGUGGAAAAACCAAAUCAUGGAGAGUUUCACAAUCACAGGGAGGAACUCGUGUCUCGAGGUAACGCCGGAUUUCCGGUCGAGACGGCGCAUAGCUGUUCGUGUCUGUAGAGACGAACACGUGUGCCGGGGAGACAACUGUGUGAAAAAGUGUUGCAAACAUGGGAGCACUAAAUCGUUAUGCGAAAUGAAUAAAAAACACGAGUUGAAUUUCUACGACGAGAUUUCGAAUAUCACUGGAACACCUCGAAAUAUCACAGAAUACGGGGUGAUGUUUAAAAUGAUUAAGUGUUCGGAAUUCUACCUCGAACCCAUGGAGAACCUGUUUGGAGUGACAUCGGAAGGAGAGUUGAAGCUAUUGCCAGACAAGUUAUACUUGCCGCAAGACAUUUACUGUUUGGAUGUGAUCUCCAGACAACAGGACAAUUAUGAGGAAAAAUUGUACGCCUUCAUCUGCUUCCCCGACACAACAUUGCAAGACAACAUCAGGAUUAUAGUUAUCACUACCUUGGGAAGCAUCAGUUUCAUUUGCUUACUAUUAACUCUGACCGUUUACGCUUGCCUGCCUGUACUUCAAAAUCUGCAUGGAAAAACUCUAAUGUCCCACGUGGCUAGUCUUAUGGUGGGAUAUUUUUGCAUUUCUAUAUCGCCUUGGCUGAAGGAUAUUGAACAGAGUUAUGUACUCUGUUCAUUUUCAGGAAUCUUGUUGUUCUUCUCCUUCCUGUCAGCUUUUUCCUGGUUGAACGUCAUGUGCUUCGAUAUAUGGCGAACAUUCGGGAGGUUGCAGGGUAAUCUCACCAGACCACGAAAACACGGCAAGAGGUUUCUAUCGUAUUGUCUAUACGCGUGGGGUCUGCCAAUAUUUAUCACGGCCUUUGCAUUUCUGGACGAUUACGUUCAUAUCCUGCCAGAGAAUCUUCGCCCUCAUUUUAACAAGCAAAAUUGUUGGUUCGAAACAAAUUUAGUAAGACACGGGGAGAUUCUUUACUUCAGAAGUGUGGUCAUGAUCCAGCUGAUAAUAAACAUAGUGUUCUUCAUCCUGACGGCAAAACAGUACAGCAUGGUGAAAGCAGAGAUAAAGAAGGUUACCAUGGACUCGUCAGAUCCAAGGAACAAACAAUUUCUCUCCAACAAGUCUAAAUUCAUCAUGAACGUGAAGCUGUUCAUCGUGAUGGGUAUACCCUGGAUAACAGAGAUGAUCUCGUCAAUGAUACGAAGGUACACCUUCUUCGUGUACGAGCAGGAAUUUUUCUACAUGACGGACGUAUUCAAUUGUCUCCAAGGAUUGUUGAUAUUUAUUCUGUUCGUGAUUAAACGUCGGGUUUGCGAGGCGUUGAAGAAACGGCUAGGCCUCGACGAGAAAAAAAAGUUUAGUCAAACUGCUCCCUCGCUUCAAGAUCCAUUCAAGAUAAGGAAAAGCGUGAGCAAUAGCACGUUAACGUCCACGUUCGCGAUUAGCUCGAUACCUUGAUCGAUCGUCGUUGAAAUUCUAUCUAUAUAGAAAUGCUAAUCGAUCCAAAGAAAUUAUAUUUUCUUUUUACACAGAGCCAUUUUUAUAUACUGAUAUACACGUAUACACUGUGAAUGUUUAUGUAAAUUUGUUAUUUCAGAAUCCGUUGAAAAGGAUGGAGAUAUUAUUUUAGAUAGAUAUACAAAUAUUUACAGUCUAGUCACAUAGGUGUCGUACUUUUUUUGAAAUUUUCCAAAUGCCAAAGAAGGUGUGCGUGCAAUUUUCCCUUUUUAAUUUCCAUAUCAAGUUUUAUCCUUUUUUUUUUUUUUUAGAUUUAAUUUGAACUUUCUUUAAUCUUGAUUCACUUUAGGAUCGCUUUCUUUCUACGCAAACACUCUCGAAAAUUUUACUAUUUUACUGCCACGUUAGUUGACGUUAGGAUCUUUCGCUUUUCUUUUCUUUUUUCUUUUCGUAGAAAAUCGAGAGUACAAAAGGAGGAGCCGG
Apis florea (little honeybee) is the source of this 2601-nucleotide messenger RNA. RefSeq names its product putative G protein-coupled receptor Mth-like 3. NCBI's taxonomy places the organism in Eukaryota, Metazoa, Arthropoda, Insecta, Hymenoptera, Apidae. The record is from RefSeq and is a predicted model, not a curated record. Gene Ontology annotation, cellular component: plasma membrane. Gene Ontology annotation, biological process: G protein-coupled receptor signaling pathway; cell surface receptor signaling pathway. Gene Ontology annotation, molecular function: G protein-coupled peptide receptor activity.